AAUUUAAAGCUUUUUUAAAAAUUGUGUUGGCAGAAUUUUUUCAGUCUUUCUUCGACUUACCUCUCUAGUACUAACAAUAUCUUUCUUCAAGAUACUUUUAGUAAUAACAAAUACAGUCAGACCUCGAUAUAAGGUCAACCGCAUAUAUAAGGUCACUUUUCCAAAAUUCCGGUUGACUGAAUAGGAAUUAUUUGUUACAGAUUAUCGGAUAUAUGGUCAAGUUUUAAAAAUCGUUAUUGCUUAUAAGGUCAUUUUUAUCUGAGGCGUAACAUGGUGUCCACCACAUACAUAGAAAAUUGUUUUCGUCAUGCACGUUUUGUGAGUUCUCUGAAUAUCAUGGAUGACAAAACCGAAGAAAAAGACAAUAUUCCUCUAUCUGUUCUGAUGGAAGAUUUGGAAAAUCGUGGCCAUGCCAUUGAAGAGGAGGCUGUAUAUGGUUUGACUGAUGAGUUUUUGACUAGGAGACAGACCUUAGAAUUGCCCGGUUCAACCGUCAGCCUCACUACCUUGGAGGAUGUUGACGAUAAUAGUACUGCCAUCACUGAGGGACCAGCGGUCAGUGAAUUGCAUAAUGAAGAAACCAGACAAAUCUACUCUACUUACUUUAAUGAAGCCGCAAACUACGAUCCUGAUCUCCCCAUCACGAGUUACUUGGAACAGGUAAAAAACAUUUUACUCUCUUUUUUUUCUGGUUUCAAAUUUCCCUAAAAAUUUGAGUGCAAUAUACUUUCAGGGUUGCCACUCCUCAAGGAGAACAGAGAAAAAACCUGGAAAAUACAGGGAAUUUUUAAUAUGUACAGGGAAAAGAGAGGGAAUUUUUUUGCUUCUCCUGAUUCGAGUGGCAACCUUUCAUGUUAAGAGAUAAUCAGCUUGAAAAUUUCAUAUUAAACAUGUAAAAUACAACAAUAAUUCAUAGUUGACUCACUGGACCAAACAUGUGUUUCAUGUAAAUCAAUAUUUCACGUUAUGCAGUUUCGUGUUAAUGUGGUUCAACUGUAUCAUAAAUCUAUUCUAAUUAUAUUUUUUAUCUGAUCUCUUUUUAGCAUAUCACCAAUCUUAUUCACAUGAUAAUGAAAUGACAUAUUUGUGAGUCUUAAUUUUUAG
Molecule: messenger RNA, 1104 nt
Organism: Parasteatoda tepidariorum (common house spider)
Lineage: Eukaryota; Metazoa; Arthropoda; Arachnida; Araneae; Theridiidae
Source: RefSeq, a predicted model, not a curated record